Messenger RNA from Athene cunicularia (burrowing owl), 4244 nucleotides. RefSeq names its product aryl hydrocarbon receptor-like. Gene Ontology annotation, molecular function: transcription cis-regulatory region binding; protein binding; nuclear receptor activity. Bases 1 to 2760 code for a protein of 919 amino acids. Gene Ontology annotation, biological process: regulation of transcription by RNA polymerase II. Gene Ontology annotation, cellular component: aryl hydrocarbon receptor complex; nucleus. The record is from RefSeq and is a predicted model, not a curated record. NCBI's taxonomy places the organism in Eukaryota, Metazoa, Chordata, Aves, Strigiformes, Strigidae. The transcript is spliced from 10 exons.
AUGGAGGAGCUGAGUUUCAGCAGCCACUGUGGCAACGCACAAGGCGAGCCGAGUAUUACAGAAGGCUGUCCCUUCCCUUUGCUUCAUGCAGUUGCUCUAAAGAAUCACGGUGCCAAAGAAGUGGAGAGGGAUGGAGACAGCGGCAACAGACCAGCUCUGGGCUCAGCAGCAGUACCGGAGGGCGAGCUGCUCCUACAGGCGCUCAAUGGCUUCGUGCUGGUGGUGACAUCAGAAGGACUGAUAUUUUACUCCUCACAUACGAUUCAGGACUAUCUGGGAUUUCACCAGACAGAUGUCAUGCACCAGAGCGUCUUUGAGCUGAUCCACACCGAGGACCAACAGGAAUUCAGACGCAACCUCCACUGGGCCCUCAACCCACCCCACGUUCCCGAGGGUGAGCCUUCUCCAGAAGCAGGGAAGGGUCUCUGCUCUUCUGCUGUUGCCUACAAGCCUAAUCAGCUGCCCCCAGAAAACUCCUCCUUUCUGGAAAGGAGCUUUGUGUGCCGUUUUCGCUGCCUCCUGGAUAAUUCCUCUGGCUUCCUGGCUUUAAACCUUCAAGGCAGGCUGAAAUUCCUUCAUGGACAGAACAAAAGGUCUGAAGACGGAUCUGCACUGCCACCCCAGCUCGCUCUCUUCGCUAUCUCCACACCCUUGCAGCCACCAUCCAUCCUGCAGAUCCGAACCAAGAACAUGAUCUUCAGGACAAAGCACAAGCUGGACUUCACCCCCUUGGCAUGCGAUGCCAAGGGGAAGAUCGUUUUGGGCUACACUGAGGCAGAGCUGCGGAUGUGUGGCACUGGCUACCAGUUCAUCCAUGCUGCCGACAUGCUGUACUGUGCUGAGAACCACGUCAGGAUGAUGAAGACAGGGGAGAGUGGCCUGACAGUCUUCCGCCUGCUGACAAAGGAGAAUCGCUGGAAGUGGGUGCAGGCCAAUGCACGGCUCGUCUACAAGAAUGGAAAGCCUGAGUACAUCAUUGUCACACAGAGACCCCUCAUAGAUGAAGAAGGAGGAGAGCACCUUCGGAAACGGUCCAUGCAUCUUCCCUUUACCUUUGCUACAGGAGAGGCGCUCUUAUACCAAAGCGCUUACCCUCUCCCGGGCUUCCCUGACCCUUUCCAGAGUAAAGGGAAAACCAGCAAGUCCAAGAAGACCUCCCACAGCCAUGGAGGGUGCUCCCAGAAGAAUGGCAUUGACCCCAGUUCUCUGCUGGGCGCUGUGAUGCAACAGGACAAGGCGGUGUACAUGUCCUAUCCGGCUCCCACACCUAACCACUCCUUCAGCAGCAGUUUCAUGGACCAUCUCGAGAACGUGUCCAUUCUGGAUGCAGGAAGAGAUGCCUGGAGUAUGGGUGCUGCUCCAGUUUCUUCAAGGGGGAACAUCCUCAAAGGUGAGCUGGUGGAUUUGCAGCAGGAGGACCCUCUCUUGGCCACCCUGGAUUCGCUGUCAAUUAAGAGUGAUGAGAACUGUUCCAACAAUGAGCUCUUCAGUGCACUGGAGGGCCUGGGGUUGAACGCUGAGGACCUGGAGCUCCUGCUCCUGGAUGAGAAAAUGGUGAUGGUCAAUAUGGACUCUGACCACACCCCAUCCUUGAACGACUGCUUCACCAGCAAUGAGAUUCUCUCGUACAUCCACACCACUCUGGUGAACAAGCAUGAGGGAGGACAACAGGUCUGUCCCCUGCCAGGCACAUCCCUGAGCCCAGGUGGAGACACUGCUACAUACCAGGACCAUGUGGAGAAUGAGGACUCGAAGUACCUGCCCCAGCCUGCGGUGCAGGCCAGCGUUGCCUCAGGCCAGCCCCCUGUUCCGCUGUGGGAACAGCCCCUCCAUGCCGUGCUGGGGCAGCCGCCUCCGCUGCUGCUGGAGCUGGAUGAGGAAGAAGAGCUGUCCAAUGGCUUGCAGUGGAGGCCAGCUGGGGAGGAGGGUCUUCUCUGCUUCCUCCAGCCGGCACGGGGCACCCUGUGGGACAAGGUGCCUGGCUCACCCACAGAAGUCCCCUGCCCGCAGGAUCCACGCCAGGAUCAGCAGCUGGAGGGUGACUUCCCAGCCAUGCACCCUGCCCAAGAGGAUGCUCACCGGUCCUUCUUCCUGCCUGGCCAGUGCCAGGAACCCGUGGGGCCACCCAGGCAGCCAAAACAGCGUCACUUGCUGAUGAAUGGGUUGUGUGGCCACAGCCCUGACUCUGCUCCACACCUUCCCAGCAGCAGCACCAGCCCAUGGCAGGACUAUGUUUCCCCACUCCUGGGGUCCCCAGCUCAGCCUGGUUUUUAUGGAAUCAGCCAGGACUUGAUCUCCCAGCACCAGGGCUGCUUGGGUCCAGGGCCUGGCACACCGACAGUACACUUUAACUUGAAUGGCUUAAGCAGUAUGGAAGCUGCCAGCAAUGGGAGAUCACAGGAAGAGAUGGCUCCAUACUCCAGUAUUUUCCCCUCCUCCUCAUACCAGCUUAUUUCCGAGAAGCAGCUGAGCCCUGUUCCUUCUGUGCCCCAGCCCCCUUUUCCGAGCUCAGCUGCAGGGCACUUUGGGAGCAUCAGCAGCCCACUGGAGACUCCCGUGAACAGGACAUACUCCUCCACACUGAGCCAGGAGAGCAGGCACAGGGCUGAAAGCAGCUGUGUUUUGCCCAUCUCUUCCGUGGGACUCUCCAGAGACUGCCCGAUGCUGGGGGGGAGCCUACCUCCCUCCCGCCAGCCGCACCCUCGGGCAGAAACGCUGCCAGAUCACCCUCAUGCCUCCAGUGGUGACUUCUGUCUCUAGGAGAGAAGUGGAAUGGACAAAGCAGGACUGUUCCCUGGGGAAGGAGCUGCCUUCAAGUUGCGACCUUCCCCCUGCCACACAUGUCCUGCCAUUCAUUGCUCUUGAUGUUGGUUGCUUUGGCUCAGCUGUGUUUUUUUUGUGCUUUUUAAUUACAUUUUUAUCAAAUUCCCAUUAUCAUACCCUGCCAAGGCUCCAUGUGCUGGUCCCACGGAAGUGUCUCUGUAGCCAGCAGCAGAGCUACAGGGCAGAUUUCCCCAGGGCACAGAAACAGGCUGGGCUGCUGUGCAGGUCAGGCAGUGCAUGCAGCCUCAUCUUUAUCUCAUGGUGUUCAAGAGUUGUGUGGCUCUUGGUCAACUGGAGCAUCUCGGAGAACAUUUGCACUUGCCAUCUCUCAUCCUACCCACCCAACCUCCUUGCUUUUGUUUCCCUGGUGGGGUGAGCAUCUGCCCAUCCUGCCUGCGCAUCUUACUGAGUCAGCUUUGAAAUGUUUGGGCCUUUUAUGUCUUUUAAAUGGCAUUUGGAGACUAUCUGUUGCUCUGGAAAGAAAAAAAGGAUUGCUCUCUAUUGCCAGCCAUGCUGCUGUAUUGAAGGUGUGAUGUUUGUGUGGCAAAUCCCACACUUUGCCAUGAAGCCACGGAAUGAGCUCUCCAUUGCACCAGUCUUUGCAGUUCUGCUGUUAACUGAAUGCAUUUCUUUGGUGCAUUUUCCAGGCUUUUGGAAACCCAGGCUGCUUCCAUGGCUGUCACUUGGCUCCCAUGGUUUGGUAAUCCCUGACAGUGUCUGUGCAGGGCAGCCCUUGCCCCAAAGGACAGAUGGGUUUCUGAUGGCUAAUGUCCUCCAGCUCUACCAAAGCUUUGCAAUUAUAUGCGUGAUCCAACACAGAUGCAAGACUUCUGUAUCCAAAAAAAAAAAGACAAGAAAGGUUUUCACCUCUAAAUUUCCUGCGAUCUCAGCGAGGCGCUUGUGGCUGUGGCCACAUUGUACAGAUAAUGCCUGUUUUAUAAAGAAAGUGAAUCCUGACUUGGGUUUUUGUGUUGCACUGGUCCUUCUCCACCCCAGGUUUCUCUGUGUCCCAGAUGUUCCCAUUUGAUAGGAUCCAGAUUAGAGCUCCUCUAGCGAACACCCUGGGUUUUGCUGUGCUCUAUGUGAUAUGCCCAGUUUGACUGAUAAGCAGUUCGUUCUUCUGGGUGAUGGGUCCUGAGGUACCUGAACAGGCAGCAGGUCUCAUUCUCAAACAGCAAGAACUGGCUGGCAUAUAAGCAUCUGUGCCUAAAAAGGUUGAAGAUAAAUAGUGGAGCUGCCUAACCUUAGGAGAUUUCAGAUUUACUGUAUAAAAAGAAAAAAAGUUUUCAGUAAGAUAAGUAUAAUGAUACUUAAAAUUAAGUACUGAUAGAGUGAUAUUUUCCCACAUAAAAUAAACACAGCCCAUAUGUAUGUAUAUAAUACGAGUUGACAGAUUUAUUUUUAUGCCACUCCAGUGGAGA